Molecule: messenger RNA, 1137 nt
Organism: Nelumbo nucifera (sacred lotus)
Lineage: Eukaryota; Viridiplantae; Streptophyta; Magnoliopsida; Proteales; Nelumbonaceae
Biological process (GO): protein ubiquitination
Molecular function (GO): transferase activity
Source: RefSeq, a predicted model, not a curated record
UCAAUGUCAGGAGACAUUUGAUCCCUCUUUGUUUUUUCUGAUUUGGGUCCAGAUAAUAAUGGUAUAAAAGUACUAAAGCCAUAUCUAGCUUUCAUGAACCAUCUCUCACAAAAUUUUGCUAGACCAGGCUGUUGCAGAUGAUAUGGGAUGGAGAACAUGGAGUCACCACCCCAACAACCCUCCCAAGAAUCCCAUCUCCUCCUCACCCCACUAAUGAUCUCCAUGGCAGGAAUUGUGGCCACAGCUCUGGCAAUUGUAGCCUACAAUUUUGUGCUGACCAGAUACUGUGUGAGCAGGCGCCAAGAUGAGACCUCUGAAGCAGUUCAAGGGAACCAGGCUGCAGUUGGGUUGAAAGAAAAGGUGCUUGAGUCCAUCCCAAUUCUAGCUUACUCCAGCAAGCAAGGCGGAGGGCUGUUUCGUGCUGAGCAGAGCGAAUGUGCCGUGUGUUUGGGUCAUCUGGAGGAAGGAGAAGUGGUACGACUGUUGCCCAACUGUCGACAUGCUUUCCACCUUCGUUGCAUUGAUAAAUGGCUCGCUUCGCAUUCGAAUUGCCCGCUCUGUCGAACACCCAUCAUGGCCUCCAUGUCUGUGGUGUUGCCAGUGCUCGGCCCUGUGGAUAUGGAGGUGGAAGAAGAAGAUGAUGAUGAUGAUGCUGAAAGGCAUGUUCCAGUUCAACAGAACAGCAGCCAAGGUCUUGGUGCUGGUGCUGGUGAUACUAUUAAUAUUUCCAUCGGGCCUGGGAAUUCAAAUGCUUUGCUUCAACAAUCUUCUUCUUCUUCUUCUUCUUCUUCUUCUUCUUCUUCUUCUUCUUCUUCUUCUUCUUCUUCUUCUUCUUCCCUUGUCUCAAAAGUUGGUUUUUUGCAGAGUAAUUCAUGCAGAGUAGAAUCUGUUAGGUGCUUAGGUUGUGCAUCAUCCAUGUUAAUGAAAUCCUUAUCACUAUUGGGGAUGGUUCAUGGCGGUACAACCAAUAGAAUCCUUCCCCAAUGAAUCAGUUUUGAUUCAAAUGUAAACUCUACUCAUUAAAGUAAAAGGGUGGUUGUUGCAGCUGAUGAUGAUGAUGACUCUCUCUCUCUCUCUCUCUCUCUCUCUGUACCAAAAGAUAUAUGAAAAAUGAUCUUUGCUUUGCUUCUUGUAGUA